GUCGUCUUUUCGCAAUGCCUGUGUGCUCUGGUUUCUGUUCGACCCGUCCGUCGUGCUUCGCUCACAUUCGCGAUUCGAUCAGAGCGUCAGAGCUAGCUAGAUACAGGUGUCCCAUCGAGCUCAAUCGUGUGACUUUGCUAAUGCCCCAAAAAGACGCCGACAGGUGCGCUCUUGCUAUUUCGUGGGCUAACCAGCUGCCACAACACCAGGUUAUUAUUCCCCAUACAAUUUGGCAAGCAGCACAAUCAGCAGAUUUGUGGUGAAACUGAGAGGGACCUAAAUGAAGUAUGCUUCAAUGAUUGUUGGUCGUUGGCCGCCCACUCGGCCUCGGAAUUGCAUCACCGCCGACUCUGCAUGGACUCCAAUCGAACAUCUUCUCCUUCCUGCCCGCUGUAUCAGGCCUCCGAAACACCAGCAUAUAUCCUCUCCGCACUCACCUCAGUAGGUGGAGUGACUGGCUACGUCCGCACAGGUUCGGUGCCCAGCAUCGCAGCCGGUCUGACUGUGGGAGUUUUGUACGGCCUGGGAGGCUACCGCAUCUCGAAACGCCAGCCGUACGGCGUGGAACUGGCGCUACUCGCUUCCAUCCUCCUCGCCGGCAGCAGCGUUCCUCGGGCGAUCAAGACUGGCAAGCCACUACCCGCCGGGCUGAGCGUUCUGGCUGCAACGGGUCUGUUCAUUUAUGGCAAAGCGUUCUUGGGCAAAUAG
Exophiala xenobiotica is the source of this 708-nucleotide messenger RNA. RefSeq lists its product as uncharacterized. Gene Ontology annotation, cellular component: membrane. Bases 355 to 708 code for a protein of 117 amino acids. The transcript is spliced from 3 exons. Lineage: Eukaryota; Fungi; Ascomycota; Eurotiomycetes; Chaetothyriales; Herpotrichiellaceae. The record is from RefSeq and is a predicted model, not a curated record.